CAGAUGGGAGCAGCGAGGCGUGCCCCGCUCUAGGGCAUGUCCGGUCUGGAGGCGCCAUCACCCCAGUCGCCUCCCCCGGCGCCCCCUCCCUCCUCGUCGGCCAUGACGGUGGACUUCUCGGCCUUCGGGCUGCCCUUUGGGGAUGGGCCCCAGGGCCUCUACCUCUUCCCCGAGGCCCCCUUCUCCCCCAAGGACAAGGGCUCCUCUCCGCAGAGGCACGGUCGCGCCACCUACGACCACGCCGGAGACGCCAUGCUCAGCGCCAUCAACUACGGGGAGGAUGAGGUCCUCCAAGAGGGCUUCGAGGUCCCCUUUGGCUCACUGGACGGCUUGCUCCGGCUACCCCCUCGGCCGGCCACGGCUCCGGCCGAUCCGUCCCCUUUCGAUCUCCUCGGCGACACGGAGCUUCAGCUGUCACCGCAGUCCUUUGGAACGGCCGCGGACGCCGUUGGAUCACUCGGCGGCCACGGAAGCGACACGGGGGUUGGGGGUCACGACCCGGGGACGAGCGGCCCUCUGUCGUGCGGGGGCGGUCUCCUGAUCAAGCAGGAGGUGGACCGCAUGUCGCCCCUGGUGGCGCAGCCGAUGGCUGAGCCCCCAGCCAGGACUCUGCUCAAGGUUGGCGGCAACGGGAGGGCGCCCUCUGCCCAGCCCUGCCCCGUCUGCGGAAAAGUUUUCAGCAGCUCCAGCGCACUGACCAAGCACAAGCUCACUCACUCGGAUGAGCGCAAGUACGUCUGCCAGCAGUGCAACAAGGCGUUCAAACGGCAGGACCACCUCAACGGGCACCUGCUCACGCACCGCAACAAGAAGCCAUACCAGUGCGAUGUGGACGGCUGCGAUAAGAGCUACUGCGACGCCCGGUCCCUCCGGCGCCACAAGGAGAACCACCAUGCCUCCGUGGCGCUCACCGUGCUGCCCUUUCAGGCCAUCCCUCUCCCUCCCCAGCUGCAGCUGGUCUCCUUCCCCUCGGACGAGAGGGGCCCCUUCUGGGCGUCCCAGCCGGGGUCCCUGCUGGUGGCCCCCCAGGAAGGGCUGGUCCCCUCCCGGAAUCCCACGCCCCCCCGGCCGUCUCCCCAGCCGCAGCAGCAGCAGCAGCAACAGCAACAGCAACAGCAACAGCAACAGCAACAGCAACAGCAGCAGCAGCAACAGCAACAGCAGCAGCAGCAGCAGCAGCAGCAGCAACAGCAACAGCGGCAACAGCAACAGCAGCAACAGCAACAGCAACAGCAGCAACUUCAUCAGCAGCACCAGUUACAGGACGGGGCUGCACCUCCUCCGCUUCUUCAGCAGCUACUGGAGCCCAGCAAGUCCUGGCAGGCCCUGCCCACAACCGUGAUUGAACGUGCCCAUGUGCAGGUGACUUACUCGACGGAUUCUCUGAGCAACCUGGGCGAUCUCUCGCCCGGAGGCAUGGAGGUGGAGGCGGCCCUGGAGGCCACCCUCUCGGAGUGCACCCUCUGCCGCCGCAAGUUCCGGGGGUUGGCCGAACUCGAGGCCCACGUGCGGUUGCACCACAGCCACGGCAUGGCCGAGAGUGGCACUGUCUUCCAGGAGGACAUAAAAAGCGAACCGGUGCCGUGCCAGCCGCUGCGGGCGGAGCCACCCCGAUGCGCCACUGCGAAUCCGAGGGUGCCCACCCUGUCGGAGGAAGAGGAAGAGGAGGAAAUGAUGGCGAACCAGCCGAGGGCGCCACUGCCGCCGCUGAGUGCCUGGUCGGCCGCGCGCGUCCUUCGUCCGAGCGUUGGCAGCGAGCGGCGGCGGCACUCUGAUUCGGAUCACUUGGCGUUUGAGAGGGGCAGCGGCGGACUGUUGGCAGACCUGCUGCUGGGUCCGCGGCGGACGGCGCGCGUCGGCUCAGAUCCGGGGUUGGAACCACUGCCGUCCUUUGCACACUUGCAGGGUUUGGUAACGUCUGGCCGGAGCUCCCUAGUACCCUCGCCGCCCGACGCCAUCCCGUACGAAGAUCCGCAAGAGGAUGACCCAUUCUCGGGUCUCGACGAAACGUUCGAAGAGAAAUCGCAGCCGCAGCAUGAAUCAUGCACUUUCGUCGAAAGCCCCUCGCCACCGAACGAGCUUCAAAUUGUCGAGCAAGACGACGACGUAAUCAUGGUACCUGCGUCGCCACCCGUCGACAGUUCCUCACCGCCGCCUUCGCCGAGCGGCCAGCAAGGCAUCGACGACAGUCCACCCAGGAGUAUGCACGAUCCGUCGGAAGAUGCGAUCGCGACGGAGGCGCCCGUCUGCAAGGCGCCGGACUUUGAUGACGACGACGUUUUCCUGAGCCCGAUUCCCACGAGUCCGCUGCGGAGCCGGCGGAAGCAUCGGCCCGAGCCCCUGUACAUACCCCCGCACGUGAACGCCAUCGGGUUCCCGAGCCGGCUGCGCUCCCCGCGCCUGUGGGACCCCUGCGCCGAGGCAGGCCACAAGAGCGCCGUGGGGGGCACCGGUGCGUCGCCCCCGCCCUACACCCCUCCGCCCAUGCUGAGCCCCCUCCGGUCGGGCUCAGGGCUCUUCUGGCACGUGUACCCGGGGCCCCGAUCGGCGGGACCUGCCACCCCCCACACUGGGACGCCCAGAGACCGAACUGCCACGGUGCACGUUGCCGGCAUGACCGCCGGCGUUUCUCCGUCGCCCGUCGAGGCUCUGGGUGAAGCUCCCCUCUCGGACGAAGAAGAAGAGCUCGCACCCGAGACGGACAUCCUCCCUCACGUCAACGUGGGGCCCCAGUUUCAAGCGAGGCUUCCACCCUUAGACGUAAAAUCAGCCCUGGAGGCCGAGCACAAGGCCGACAUGGUUUGGGACCCGCGAAACUGCGAUCACCUCUGCGACGACGAGCUCGACGCAUACCUGGAGCUUGCGAGCUCUGCGGUGGUGCCGGGUGGCGGUCGGAACCGCGAAUACGCCUUUCACCUCCUGGCGCUGUGCCAAGGGAACCUGCAGGAGGCAACACUGCGGCUCAUGGACCGCCAGCCAAUGUUGCCAGGUGGCCAUCCGCUCCUCACAUACCGCUACGCCGAGUGUCACCGCUGGAGUAGGGAGGAAGUGGAACGCUUCCAAGACGCGCUGGCAACCUUCGACAAGGACUUCCUUCAUGUCGCUUCCAAGGUGGGCAGCAAGAGCGUGCAGCAAUGCGUGGAGCUGUACUAUGUCUGGAAGAAGGUGGCGCCCGAGGAGUACCGGCGGCUGUGCUGCACGCGCCGGCGGAGGGAGCUCGAAGCCGUGGCGCCCGACACAGUGUUGCCGGACGACGAAGAAGGAGAGGAGGGCGGGAGCCAGGACGCACCACCCAACAGCCCCCUCGCCGCCCAGCCCCCACCGCCGGAGCUCCCACAGCAUUGCGAGCCCCCGCAGGAGUUUCCCUGUCGACUGUGCGGCAGGGUGUUUGCCAAGGUGAAGAGCCGAAACGCCCAUAUGAAGAGCCACGGUGCAUCACGCGCCGUCGGAAGUAGCCGGUUCGAGUUCUGAGACGCACGUAAGGACGUGAAACUUUCCCAAGGACUCGCCGUCGAUCCCGCUCGCAGAGCUGGAGGUCCUGCCAACCGUGUCGCUACGGACGGCGUCUACGAGCCGGGCCGGCCGAUGACUACCGGCGACCGGAUCAGCCAACGUCCACGUGUACGGUGCCGGGAACGUGACUUCGUCCGGUGCAUUCAGCGUCCCGUCCUGCCCACACGUCAGAAGUAGUCCCGAAGUGGCAACAAAUGACACGACUGAAGCUGCUGCAUCGUCCCAACUGCCCAAAUGAAGCGACGUCCCAACUGCACCAGUCGGAGACACGUACCAGACACCGUAAUCCUGUCUAGCGAGGGACACCGUAUGUACAAGAGAACAUGCCCAACUAUCGUAGGCUACGAGCACGACUGGCAGGUUGCUAAUUCUGCGUGGGACGUACCAGGGCCUAAGCCUUUGGAACAAAUACAGUGCGCGGGAUUGCCCAGGGUUGACGGUAUGCGGUACGUGAGGCGGUUCUAACUUCCAAGCAUGCGGACGACGGUGUGCUCGCGGUGAAACCCGAGGCCGGCGGACGACUUCUUGCGCCGAAUGUCACCUACAGCCAUGCCAUGUAGUGGGCACAGAGAUUCGAGUUGGCGAAUGGCAUUCUUUGUACAGAGACCAAGGCUAACAAACUUGCCAGCUGAGGAGCAAGAAGUCCGACAGUAGGCCUGUACACAGCAUGGCUUGGCAUUUAAGGUUUGCAGACUGCUCAGCUGCUCUGUUGCCCAUGCGAGAGCAGCUGAAAACCUGGACCGGCGUGCCGCAUGUCAGGUGUCGACCAGCUUAAAAUUUAGACUGGCAGACGACAUCUUGCGCGAAUAGCCUCCCUUUACGAAAAUUUUGAUAGACAAAAGCUUUUAGCCUAUUCCGUCGAUGCUGUCCAUCGGUGUAUUGAUCUAAUAAUGCGUGUGCGUAAUGGUCUCGCAGCACGUGUGUAUAUCUAUGGACACAAUCAUUUUCAAAAGAGACCGACAGGUUCAAAGGGCUAACAGGCACAUCCUAGGGUUGAGGCCGACGGUUUUCAUCCAAUAUACAGCUUAGCCCAAGCCGAGACUCGCUAAGCCGACAUGCCAAGAUCUAGGCUCAUGUAUGUUAUGGCAAGUCCCAUGUGCGGCAUAGCUAGUGUCUGGAAUGUGUCUCCGACUGGCGUGCUUAGCGUCCUACAUCGCCCGUGCGACAGGAGCGGUUCUGAAGUGGCAACAAAAAGCAGCGCAAGAGGCGUGGGAGCCGACGUGUCAUGUCGUCGGUUGUCACAAUUCUGUCGGUUGGUUGCAGGAGUGCUGGCCAAAGAGGUGAGCGUCGCCGUCAUUGCGGCAUCCCAGCUCGUGGUUCCCAUAGUUUCCGUCGACUGUCGGGCUGCGGAGCAAGCUACAGCAGAACAAGCGUCCGCUGUAUCCAGUUUCGCUGCUGUGCCACCUCCGGAAUCGUGGCGAACAGCAGCAUUACACAAAAUGUCAUUGGCAGGAAAUUAAGGAGAUAAGAAUGAGGGACAUGGCAAACAGAUCAUUUGGACGCUUGUCCCAGGCACCAUAGUGCAACCCAAGACCUAAACUGAAAAAUGGUCUGCUUUGAGGUGCAGACCGAUUUCCUGAAUUAGAGGGUACAGCCACGGACACGAGAAACUCGAAUGUGCCGACACGUGGCGUUAGGAGCGACGUUCGUCCAAACGAGGGAUCACACGCUCGACACUUGGCUGCACAGUUAGAUGUGCCACCACCCAACUGCGUCAACGCGACGGACGAAGCGGUUAUGUCUUCUGGUUUGUUUCGUCCACGACUAUCUCUAGACCGCCCGUGCGAGCAGAGCACAAAACCUGAUUGCGCAGGUUUCAACCUGCGUACCGCUUAAUCCAAAGCGCUAAGCUGGCUCGGCGUGCAAAGUACCUUACGGUUAUGGAUGUCAACGCGUCGGGCGCACUUUACGAGCCAAGAGGCGGCCCGGCAAGUGACGUGUAUGUACAUAAAAAGUCGAGGAGUCUAGACGCGUCGGCUGUGUCAAACUAUGUUUCAGUUUACGGACUGGCAAGCAGCAUCCCGCGCACGAGGGGGCCGGGGAGCUGGAGUAGAACUUAUUGCUCGGCGGCAAAUGGCAUUUCUCAGAGCCCGCGUCCCCUUCCACGUGGCGGUAGUUUUUUUGCCAAGGCUGCAAUUGCUCAAGCGUGCGUGCGCACAUGUGUACGUCUGCAUGUUUUUGUGUACAUGACUGUAAAUACUAGGUUGAUUUUUCAUUGGCCCUUUUUCUUGUUCUCGAGCCGGCCGUGCGAUGGGCCGUCGUAUUUUUGUACUCGCGAGGUGCGUCAUCGAUUAAACGGCUGUUGGACACCACUGUCUCAUGUGUUCUCUGUCGACGC
Messenger RNA from Ixodes scapularis (black-legged tick), 5851 nucleotides. RefSeq names its product transcriptional-regulating factor 1. The coding region runs from base 37 to 3471 and encodes 1144 amino acids. Gene Ontology annotation, biological process: regulation of transcription by RNA polymerase II; negative regulation of DNA-templated transcription. Lineage: Eukaryota; Metazoa; Arthropoda; Arachnida; Ixodida; Ixodidae. Gene Ontology annotation, molecular function: transcription corepressor activity. Gene Ontology annotation, cellular component: histone deacetylase complex; transcription regulator complex. The record is from RefSeq and is a predicted model, not a curated record. The transcript has 16 exons.